Molecule: messenger RNA, 3695 nt
Organism: Ceratosolen solmsi marchali
Lineage: Eukaryota; Metazoa; Arthropoda; Insecta; Hymenoptera; Agaonidae
Gene: Oseg1
Product: intraflagellar transport protein Oseg1
Exons: 14
Coding region: 81-3602 (1173 amino acids)
Biological process (GO): protein localization to cilium; non-motile cilium assembly; intraciliary retrograde transport
Cellular component (GO): intraciliary transport particle A; non-motile cilium
Molecular function (GO): protein binding
Source: RefSeq, a predicted model, not a curated record
UUAGGGAUUCAUAUUUAUUUCCGCACAUUAAAUGAAAUUACAGGAGCAAGUUUAUAAACUCACGUAUAUAUGAUAUCGGUAUGCAAACUCGUAUAACUUGGGUAGAUAAGGUUCAAGAUAGAAUGGAGCAAUGUAUUUAUGAUAUAUGUUAUAAUCCAAGUGGAACUCAAUUAAUUGUUGCUGCAGGGCAACACGUUUUAGUUUAUGAAUGCAAUGAUGGUGCUUUGAUUCAACUUUUAAAAGGUCACAAAGAUAUUGUAUAUUGUGUAUGUUAUGCAAAAGAUGGGAAAAAAUUUGCUUCUGGAAGUGCAGAUAAAACAGUUAUAAUAUGGUCUUCAAAAUUAGAAGGAAUUUUAAAAUAUUCACAUAAUGAAGCAAUUCAAUCCAUGCAAUUUAAUCCAGUGUCAUACCAAUUGCUUAGUUGUUCUCUUUCUGAUAUUGCAUUAUGGUCUAUAGAGCAAAAAGCUGUUCAAAAAUAUAAAUUGGGAGGGAGAGUAAAUUGUUGUUCAUGGACAAAAGAUGGAAAAUAUAUGGCUUUGGGAUUAGCAACUGGUUAUGUUUCUAUUAGAAAUAACGCUGGAGAGGAACAAUUACGAAUUGAUCGUUCAGGAGAUUCACCAAUUUGGUGCUUGGCUUGGAGUUCAUCUAAUGAUCCUGUGGAUAUUAUUUGUAUUGGCGAAUGGAGUGGAAUUUUAUCAUUUUACACUUUGAGUGGAAAAUUAAUUGGAAGAGAGCGUAAUUUAGAUUUCAUUCCAUUGAAAAUUUGUUAUUUUCCUAAUAAUCAAUAUAUUAUAGUUUCUGGAAGUAAUAAACAAUGCAUUCUAUUGUCUCAUGAUGGAAUUCAGUUAGCUUCAAUAGGAAAUUCAUUUUCUUCAUGGACUUGGUGUUGUGCUAUUCAUCCAGAAUCAUCGCAUGUUUCAAUUGGUUGUCAAGAUGGUAUAAUAACAAAUUUUGAAUUGUCAUGGAACAUUGUUCAUGGAUUGUACAGAGAUAGAUAUGCUUAUAGAGAAAAUAUGACUGAUGUUAUUAUUCAACAUUUAAUUACAAACGAAAAGGUUCGGAUUAAAUGUAAAGAUCUUGUUAAAAAAAUUACUGUGUAUCGGGACAGAUUAGCUGUACAAUUAUCUGAUAGAGUAAUAAUAUAUGAACCGUUAGGAGAUACUGAAGAUAUGCAUUAUCGAAUUAAAGAAAAAUUAACACAAUCUUUAGAAUGCGGCCUUCUUGUUGUUACUACCAAUAAUUUAAUACUUUACUUAGAUGAGCGACUUCAAAGUUUAUCAUUUUUAGGCAUUAUUGAAAGAGAAUGGAUACUUGAUAGUUCAAUUUGUUAUGUAAAAAUAGUUGGUGGUCCACCAGGUCAAGAACGUUUAUUGAUUGGAUUAAAAAAUGGACAAGUUAUGGAAAUUUAUUUGGAUAAUCCAUUUCCUACUCUUUUAGCUAAAGUUGAUGGACCAAUCAGAUGUAUAGAUAUAAGUUCUAUGAAAGAAAAACUUGCAGUAGUUACUGAUAAUGGAAUUCUUUCUGUGUUUGAUAUUUUUAAUAAUAGAAAAUUGCAAGAAUUUCAAGAUGUAACAAGUGUUGCAUUUAAUACUGCUUUUGAAGAUAUGAUGUGUUUUUCUGGACAAGAUUAUCUUGCCAUAAAAGUAGACAAUUUUAAUGAAUAUAAACAAAAAUUUUCUGGAAUUAUUGUUGGUCUUAAUGGUUCAAAGAUGUAUUGUUUACAUGAAUCAUCAAUCAUUACAAUGGAGAUGCCAUUAUCAUCAUCCAUGUAUCAAUAUUUAGAAUCAAAAAUAUUUGAUCAAGCUUUUGCUAUUGCAUGUCUUGGAGUAGCAGAUUCUGAUUGGUUUGCUUUAGGUGUUGCAGCUCUAGAUCAUUUAGAAUUUGAUAUAGCCUAUGAAGCUUUUGCUAGAACUAAAAAACUAAAAUAUGUUGAAUUGGUAUUAGAAAUUAAAGAAAAACUCAAUUCUGGGGAAUGGGGUAAAGAAGCUUGUAUGGCUACAGCUGCAGCAGCCUUGGGUAGAUUACAAGAGGCAGCAAAACUUUAUCAAAAAGCUGGCUUAGAGCAGCAAGCUCUAAAUAUGUACUCUGAUUUAAGAAUGUUUGAAAUUGCACAAGAAUUUCUUACUAGUGGAAAUCAUCAUGAUCGUAUUACUCUACUCAGGAGACGAGCUGAAUGGGCAAAAAGUUUGGGAGAACCACGAGUUGCAGCAGAAAUUUUUCUUUCUGCUGGAGAUAUACAAAGAUCUAUAAAAAUAAUAUCAGAAUAUGGCUGGAUUGAUAUGUUGAUUAAAGUUGGCAGACAACUUGAUAAAGCAGAUAGAGAAAAUCUUACAAUAAUUGCUAAAAGACUUAAGCAUUUAGGGGCAUCUCAAGGAGCUGCUGAAAUUUUUAAUCGUUUAGGAGACGAUUUGGAUGUGGCAGAUGUAUUAGUAGAUGCACAAGCAUGGCAUGAAGCAUUUGAGCUUGCAUUAAAAAAUCCAAAACUUAAGUCGAGAGUAUAUGGCCCUUAUGCAAGAUGGCUUGCAGAAACUGGACGAUUUUCAGAAGCACAAAAAGCUUUUGAAAUGGCUGGACAAACAGAAGAAUCAAUUUUGGUUUUACGCAGAUUGGCCAAAAAUGCUGUAUUAGAAAACAGAUUUAGAGAUGCAUCAUAUUUUUACUGGCUUUUAUCACAGCUUACACUUAAAUUGAAAAAAAGUGCAAAAGAAAUUAAAACACAAUUUAUGAUAUAUUAUGAGCAAGCUGACAUUUACUACGCUUAUCAUGAAGUAUAUAAAUAUUUGGAAGAACCAUUUACAGCUUUAAUGCCUGAAGCACUAUUUAAUAUAUCAAAAUUUUUAUUGACUAAAAUUCAAAAUAUAAAAUUGGAAGGUGUUUCUAAAAUAACCAUCAUAUAUACAUUAAUAAAACAGGCAAAAUUGUUAGGAGCAAAUAAAUUAACAAUGCAGUUACUCGAUUAUCUACGUGGAAUGAAAAUAUCAAAACAACUUUUAAUACAAAUUGAAUCCUGGAUAAUUGCUAUAAAAGCAUUCCCAUACAGAGAUCCCGAAGAAUUAUUACCGCUUUGUAAUAGAUGUUCAACAUAUAAUGCUUUAUUACCUAUAAAUACUGAAUGUAAUAAUAGUUGUACUCAGUGUGGACUCAAAUUUGAGUAUUCAUAUGUUACAUUUGAAAUUUUACCACUCGUUGAAUUCGAAUUAGAACCAGGAAUUACUGAUGAAGAAGCCAAGAAACUAAUUGAAGAAUCUUGUCAAAUCAAUGAUAAUUCUAUUGAUACUGUUAAUCAGUUUACUCUUCUAAAGAAUCAGUCGGAUUUAUUUAUGACUCGAUUAGUACAGUAUGAGGAGAAAUUUAAAAAUUCAACUGUGACAGUUGGUCGUGGUGUAUUGAAAAGUAUGGAUGCAUCUUCAGUAUUAAUUGUUAAAUGGCCUGAACCAUUUACUACUCGAUAUUAUAGAAAUCUUUUACCUGAUUUACAAGUUACAUGUUGUAAAUCAUGUUUCAAGUUAUUUCAUACAGAUGAUUAUGAAUUAGCAUUACUUCGUUAUAAUCAUUGCCCAUUUUGUCGAAUACCCAGUACUGCUGCUAUUAAAAAUAUAUAAACAUAUUUCGACAUAAUUUGGCAUAAUUAGGUUAACUUAAGAUAAUAUUUUUGUAGUUGUAAAAAUUAAUAGUUACAAAAUUGUAUUUCGUAA